AUGUCUGAUAGUAUUAAAGAAUUGUGUAAGAAGUACGAAGAAAAUGUGGCGGAACCGCACGCAAGGAGCAUUGGGUUAUUUCCAAUCCCUGAAUACCCGGAGUUCGAAGCGGAGCGAGGCAUGUGGUCUACCGCGCUCGACGCAAUCCUCACGACCCUGCGUUACUUGGCGCCGGCUACACUACUCACCUUACUGUGGAGCCAACAGAGCUUCAUCUUUAAGCUACUAAAAUAUAUCAACACUGCUUUUAGAUCUCUGAUUUUCUCGAACGAAGAACAGAAACAAACAGUAUUGCAAUGGCUGUCAGAUUAUGGUCCUGUACGUGUAGACGACUUGAGUACAGUAUGGAGGAAUGGUUGGAUUUUGUGCGGCGUUCUCGAUACUGCACUUCCUGGUGCUUGUGCAGGCCACCCUCCUAGUAGCCUCUCAGUGAGGCACGCUCAAUCAAUAGCCGACCACUACCUCGGCGUCGAACCGGUGUUUUCCCGUGAGGAACUUGAGUCAAAUGAUACACUAAGUAAAAAUCAAGAAUGGAGGCUCACUACAUAUUUAGACCACUUACGUCAAGCUUUAUCGAAAAUUACUCCUCCUGUCACAAAACCAAGCUUAGAAAAGACAUAUCCGGAGAACACCCAAUUUACUCUCGAUUAUAUAGCAAGAGGUUCAGGAUUGACUGCUGCCCAAAUAAAUAGACCUAUGUAUUUUAAAAUAUAUCCAACGUCGCAACAAUCUAUAGAUCCUGGAGAAAUAACAAUUACAAUUAAAGGUCCGGAAGAUACAUACGGCAUGAAAGUUGUCCCUCCAUUAUUAGGUAAAGCGCAACUGAUAAGGCAGCAAUUGCUGGAUGUAAGAUCACAAACGAGUUACACAGAAAAUGCACUACCUUUAGCACAUGGCGCCACAUAUUUUCGCAGUUAUGGAAAAAAUGAUAUGACAAAAACAUAUUAUGUACCUAAAACAAAAUAUAAUAUCGAUAUUGACGUGGAAUUGACUACAGAUCACGUAAAGAUAGGCUACAUUGCAAAUUUAAAAGGUAAAUACACGAUCUCCAUUACAAGUAAAGGUCAAAAUAUAAUCGGAUCACCUUUUACAAUAACAUCUUCAAAUAAUAUACUGGGACUACUAGAAAAAGAAAGUUUUUGCCUUGAAGACGGAGAAGAAAUAGAUAUAGUCGAUGUAAAGACAGAUAGAAAGGUUGUUCUACGAAUUGUGGACUUCGUAACGGAAAAAAUGCUACUGAAGGAAAACGGUACUUUGGAAAAAAUCAGCGAGGAAGAAGCUAAGUACCUGAUGGAAAAUGACGUCAAAAUAGAAAACAUACCAAAUCUUAAUACCCGCAACCUAAGUAAUAUCCCUUCCAUAGAAUUUAAUGAAAGUUACAAGAAAUUCAAUAAAUUUAACGAAAUCGCUAAUAAAGUUUUAAAAAUGAAUAACAUUUGUAAAGUGUUCCGCGACUUAAGUAAUGAUAAGGAAAUGGUAUUAAAGAAAGGAGAUGUAAAUUUUCAGACAAUGAAUCAACAAGACAUUCCGGACAUUGUGAAUUCUACACUUAAUGAAAUAAAUGUAAGCUCAUUAAUGUUAACAAAUAAGCAAGAUAAAAUUAUUAUUCCAGAAAAAAUUUCUGUGUCAAUUUUAACUGAAAGAACAGAAUUUAAUGAAACUGACAAUUCCGGAAAUAAUAAUAAUGUCUCAGAUAAAAAAGAUGAAAUAACACAAUUUAAAAUAUUACGUGACACUUCACUGGAAAAAGAUGAUACAUCAAUGCAUGCUGUAUUAUCGCCAAGUAAUCCAUUUCUAACUGAAUCGCAUAAUUUGUCUAAUAAGAAAAGCUUGGGUGAAUGUACAACUUCUAAGAGUGAAUCAAAAGAACAGACAUGUGAUACUUUAAUGAAAAAUGCUGUUGAAGAAUCUGAACCUUUAAUAGAUAGUAACCCUUUCAUUGAUUUUGAUAUUUUAGAAGCUGACCAACCCAAACCUCCAGUAUUUAAAAUUAUUUCAGAGUUUUCAACUUAUCAAGACGAUUCAAUAAAUGUAGAUUCCAUUCCCCACAAUAAUAUGACUAAAAGGAUCGAUAACGACCUUUUAAACCCAUUUCAAUCAAGCAAAAACCAAUUUUCAAGCGAUAUCGAGCAAAAUCAAUUUUCAAGUUUGCCCGUGACUGAUUUUGUUAUAGGUGCGCCUGUUUCCUUGCCUCCAAACAUAAAAUCUGUUUCACAUGAAACAGAUACGGAAACUAUUGGAAAGGUAUACAAUGAAAAUACGAUUAUUCCUUUAGGUGUUCUUAAUCCUACUACGCAACCAAAAAUACAAUCCUACGACGUAAUAAAAAAUAACAGAAAUACAGAGUCUGACCAAACUGAAUGUUCCAGCAUUAAUUCAAAUAUAACUGACGAAAUGAAUGACGGCAAUGCUUCUCCCAAAAAAGAACUGCGAGAUUCUGCAUAUGUAAGUAUAGAUGAAAAUCACACAUCACCAGAUAAUAAUAAUAAUGAGAACAAUACAUCCAAAGAAACACAAAGUAAACAAAAAUGUUUAAACACACAACAUAUCCCUUUAAACAUUGGCCCAGCUGAAAGAGAAUUAUGGGAAAACUGUACAGAAUUAAAAGAAGAUAACUGUAAUAAAAUUCAUGAUGAAACUACAAAACUUAACAAAUGGGAUUUAAAAAAAUUGCAAUUUAUGCCAAUUUUUGAAGAAAUCGAUAAAAAAGUUUCUUCAGACAUGAAGGAAGCAAAAUCUGAAAAGGCUGACACUGAUUCAGUAACAUCAGCCUUUGCCGAAAUAAAUGAAAUGUAUGAUGACUAUUUUCCAAGUUCAGAAAAAAUUAGUUCAACAAACGAAACUAAAAACCAUAACAGCUUGGAAGAUCUAUACGAAACUGAAAACAAGAACGAAUAUGUCAAAUCUGCAUCUGAGAAAGAAUCAGAUGUGAUGAGACAUGGAAAACAAAUAGGGGGAAAGAUUUCUGAGAUUCAGGCACAUGUUACUGAAUCAGUUUCAGUAAGUCAGACCCUUCAUGUCGAUAAAAACGAGGAUAGCGAUGAAUUUUCAAAUCGUGAUGAAGUAAAGUUUAGAGAUAAAACGUACACAAAUAUAGUUCUGGAAAAAAAGAAAUAUUGGGAUGAAAAAAUACGGCUGAUAGAAGCAAAAGAUGAAGAAUCAAGAGCACAGCAAAAGAAAAGGCGUCUUUCUGCAAAACAAUUAAGACAUAAUGAUUCCCUCAGUAAAAGAAGAGGCAAACAAAUUGUAAAAAAAUAUCUCAAUGCUAAUGAAAGUAUUCAAAAUCAAAAUAAAGUGAAUGACAUUCAACAGGUAGAGGUAAUAAAAUAUAAUAGUAAAAUAUCACAAAUUGAUGAAGACUACAAAGGUGAUAAAAAGCGGGUCAAAAAUUGGAAAGCAUUUUGGGAUAACAAACUAGAACGUGAAAAUAAUGAAACUCAGAUAUCUUGCUUUAGAACAAAUUCUCCAAAAACCCGAUCUAGUUCUACAAUUAAAAAUGAUAAUGUUGAUGAAACUGAUAUAGAUUCCAAAACCCAAGCUAAUAAUUCAAAAACUACGUUGCCAGUAAAACAAGAAAUACCAGAAGAAGUGUUCAAAGCGUUUGAAACGAGCCCUAAAAGGUUUUUUGGAACAUCUAGAAAACAAAUUUUAAAUAAAAUUGACACUUUUUUAGGAAAACCAAAUGCCGUAGAAGAACCUUUGAUUGACAAUACUAAAGAAACUUAUGAAAGUGGUUUGGUAUCCAGUCGAAUUUCUUUGUUUCAUAACAUAUCUCAAAAAGAAGAGAUACCUCUUCCUUGGACACAAAGAAAAAGUCAGUCGUCGCUUAACAUAAAUCCCCAAAAUGAUAAUUUAAGUGAAAAUUAUAAUAACACUAUUUUAAACAACUCAACAAGAUACGGUAAAGAAAAAUCUGAAAGUGUUAAUCAUUCACCAUCCUUACAUGAACAAACAAUAAAUAAUGAAAAUCCCUUACCAGAGGCAGUUAAAAGUGUUUCAUUGAAUGAAAAACGAUCUCGAAUAACUAAUCAAUUGUACACUAAGAGCACUGACGAAACUAGUUACCACAGAUUUGAAAAUGAUUUCCCACAUCAAGAUUCUUAUGUUCAAAAAACUGUUAAGUUUAUAAAUACACAGCAGCCAGACCAGGCAAUUAAUAAUUCUAAUAACGUUUACAACCUAUCAAACAGUAAAUCAGAAAUGGAUAUAUUCAAUAAAUUUGCAAAUAGGUCGCACGAUGAAGACUUCGAUAAAUACAAGUCGUAUGAUGAAUUACCAAAAAUUAAUGUCAAAAGCUUUAUAUCGCUAUAUGAAGACGUCUCGAAGAGUUCAGAGACAAAACCCAUGAGAAAAUCUAAUAACACAAGUCUUGAAGGUUCUGUGAAUCCGUUCAAACCUACGAGUUCAAUUUUUGGAACUCCUGAUAAAAAGAAACCCUUCGAAAAUAAUGUAAGCUUAAAAAAACAAAACAGUACAACGGUAGAUGAGACAAAUACUCAUCAAAGUGAAUUAACGGGUAAAGUAAAUUUACAAGGCUCUUCAUUUAAUAGUGCAGAAAAUUUAAAAACAAAGGACGAUUCAUUUGAAAGCGAAAAUAUUUCUACUAACGAUUUCGAAAAAGAAAAUACAUAUAUAAGCCUGUCAGAUAUUGAAUUAGAAAUAGUAGAUAAUCUUUCAGAAAGAUCUGUUGAAAUGUCACCAGAAAGGGAUGUUGAUAUUGCUCCAGCCGACUAUAAAUCUCGGUUCAAAAUGGCAAAAGAAUACUUUCAGUCCCUGGAGGAACUCAGGGUAACAAAGAAACCAAACAAGUUAAACGAAUGCGAACUGUUAUUGUACAAUAAGUCAACAGAAUCUCUCACAGAAAACAAACAAAUUAAACAGCCUAAAAAGAAAUCUAAAUCACAUACGAUGCCAUCAUCACAAAUCUCUGAAUAUUUCAAUCAGUUACAAGAACAACAGAAUGAAAAUAAAGACCACAAACCUAUAAAGAUAUCAGAAAAAUUUCACGUUGAAGAUUUAUUCACUGACGUAAUGGAAGGUAGAUUUAGCAGACAAGGUAGUUUGAGAGGUAUUCCUCAUAAAAAAGCCGUCUUAGAAGCAUUUAGAUCAAUGGAAAAUAUUUCGAAUCACACAUUAAGCCCAUACGAGUUUGCUGUGACUCAGUUAAAUGAUUUUACAGUAGAAAAUAAAAUGAAAAAUGCUCAGACAUACCUUAGUGAGUACCCAUACUUGCCAACAACCAAUCCGUCCGAGUAUCACUCGAGAUUAGAUGCUAAAGCUUCGGGUUUAAUAUCAUUUAAAGAGCUUCUAUCCAAGAAGGUACGAAGGAACAGUGUGCCAGAUUUAAGAUUAAAUCCAUCAUUUGCCGUCGACUUAUAA
Messenger RNA from Parnassius apollo (apollo), 5379 nucleotides. The record is from the annotation of a GenBank genome assembly. NCBI's taxonomy places the organism in Eukaryota, Metazoa, Arthropoda, Insecta, Lepidoptera, Papilionidae.